AUGAGUCGACUCUAUGGCUCGCAUACAGCUGAUCAAAACUCAACGACUUCAAGAUUUGCCUUGGUUGUGUUCUUAGCAGUCAACUGUAUAGUCAUGCAAAUCAACGGUUUAUUUCACAAUUGGCCCAACUUUAUUCGGAUUUGUCACUCAUUAAUGGUUGAGCCAAUCGUAUUUCAACUGUUGACGAGGAUAACAAUGAGGUACAUCAACAAUGAUGAGCAACUUGUGUCAGACAUUCAUGACACGAUUGACAAGUUCUACAAAAAUGAAGAAAAGGAACUUGAUAAUCAGAUAAUUUUAUCAGCUGGAGUAAAAUUGAUUGAGAUUCUAUCAAAAUCGUACAUGCUGCUGAACUUUAUCUGCUUCAUGAUUCCACCGCUUUCAGCCUUAAUUAUAUCCUGGAUUUCUGGUGAAUUUAUCAUGUCACUUCCAUUUUGGUUGCCUUUUACUGACCCAACUACAACUUUUGGUUUCACAAUCAACAUGAGCUUGGUGACGUUCUAUUCGGUCAUGUUCUAUGAUAUUUUGAUAUCCCAAGAUCUGUUCUUCAUCAACUACACCAUGCAGGUCAUACCCAUCGGCGACAUAUUCAUCCAUAAAAUGACAAAAUUAGGAGAAAAAUUGUCAAAAAUUCGAGAAAAUCAAAAGCUUUUGGCAACUACACAAAAGUAUACUUUUGACAAUCUACAGAUGAUGCGCAGGAACCUUAAUAUCCAGGAACAUUCAAUUAAACAGCUUGAGAAACAAAUCAUCAGCUUAAUCAAGUCUUACAACAGCUAUAACGACUACAUUUCAUUAAUAUUCCCAUACAUGCACUAUACAACAUUUGUGGCUAUAUCUACCAGUGCUCUCGGAAUUGGACUGUCCAUUUUAGUCGCGACUUUCCUGUCCGCUUCAAUUGGAAUUUCAAUUAUGCUGAUUUUUACAUUACAAGUCCUUAUGACAUGCUUUCAAGGAACUAUAAUUUCUUAUCAGAACCAGAAGAUUCUUGAUUCAGCUUGGGACUUUCCGUGGUACAAGAUGUCAGUUCCAAUGCAGAAAGUGUGGCUUCAGUUUAUUCAUCAAUGUCAAAACUCGAAUGAGUUGAAGAUAAUUAUAAUUGGCUUAUUGAGCAUGAAGUCCUUUACUAAUGUUAUAAAUGGAGCGUAUUCGUAUUUUAUGUUCAUUUUGAAUUUUUUGAAGCACUAG
Chironomus riparius is the source of this 1188-nucleotide messenger RNA. NCBI's taxonomy places the organism in Eukaryota, Metazoa, Arthropoda, Insecta, Diptera, Chironomidae. The record is from the annotation of a GenBank genome assembly.